Acaulospora morrowiae is the source of this 1500-nucleotide messenger RNA. NCBI's taxonomy places the organism in Eukaryota, Fungi, Glomeromycota, Glomeromycetes, Diversisporales, Acaulosporaceae. The record is from the annotation of a GenBank genome assembly.
AUGGAACCAACUAAGAAAACUAAUGAAAAGCCAGAGGAAAUUGAAAAACAGAUAGCACUUCGCAAAGAAAUUGACGAGUUGCUAAAAAACUUCCCUGAGUUUGAUGGCAAAUUUGAUGUAAUAGAAAGAGUCGGAAAUGGAAGUUUCGGCUCCGUAUAUAGAGCCCGUAAUUUAGAACAUAAAGCAGCUGGAAGGGCCGAUUCUGCUUACGGUAGUAGGAGCCCUUCACCAUCCUUGGUUGAUACGAAAGCACAUGGAAAAAAACGCAAAUUUGAAGAAGGGCCUCAAAAAUCUUAUAAAUAUGUUGCCAUAAAAAAGAUAAUUGCGAUCAGCUCUGUCCAUAGGAUUAAAAAUGAAAUCUCUGUAUUAAAAGAAUUAAGAGGACAUGAGAAUAUUAUUCAAAUCCUUUCGGCUCAUCGAUAUGAAGAUGAAGUUCUUGUUAUCACCCCACAUAUCGAACAUGAUGAAUUCAAGAGCUACUAUAAAACUAUGAACAUGGAUGAUAUUAGAGCAUAUUUUCGUUCACUCUUCAAAGCUUUAAAAAAUAUACAUUUGCAUAACAUUAUCCAUCGUGAUUUGAAGCCUGGAAAUUUCCUUUAUAACAUCAAAGAAAAAAAGGGUGUUCUGGUAGACUUUGGCCUUGCUGAGAGGAUAGACACUUCAAAUAGCUACCAAUUCAAUUCCCAUAACACUCAUAGUGUAACACGAUAUCAAAAUAAGAUCAUGAAUACGAUGAGAAAACUUGGGCCACCUAAAACUGCACUCCAAACUUAUCAGGAAAAUAAGUUGCAGAUUAAAAAUAAGGAAUUUAUUCCAACCUUAUCCCUUACCAGUGAGCUUACUAAACAGCAAUCGCGUAUUCCAUUAGGAGCUAUUCAAGCCAUGGAUCAGAACACUGGACAGAUUUCCGAAUGUCCUCAAAAACGAGUUCGUACUUCAUCAACCCACGUUUCAAGAUCGAAACAACUUGAAGAAGAAAUAAAAACAAGAGGUUUUAUAGAUGUAGAGCGUAAAGGUGACGAAUUUAAACCUGAUUGGACUGCGAAUCGAGCUGGUACAAGGGGCUUCCGUGCGCCUGAGGUUUUACUGAGAGUUGAAAAACAAACUGGAGCAAUUGAUGUUUGGUCGGCUGGUGUCAUUUUGAUGUCCAUAUUAUCUCAACGAUAUCCGUUCUUUAAUUCACAUGACGAUACUGAUGCUAUUGGUGAAUUAGCAAUUCUCUUCGGAAAAAAAACAAUUCAGGAUUUGGCAUCAUCACUUGGACGUACUUUUAGCACCACAAUUCCUUUGAUUUAUGAAACCGGUCUCAAGUUCAGAAAUCUUUUAAACACUAUGAGACGCGAUCUAUUUCCUGCAGAUGACAAACCACGACUUUCUGAUGCCUACAAAGCAAUCGAACUGCUUGAAAGAUGCCUAGAACCUUAUCCACAUAAGCGAAUUACUGCCGAAGAAGCACUAAAUCAUCCAUUUUUGCGCGAAAGUCCAUCAAAGCAGGCUUGA